AUGUCUUUCAACCCCAACUCGGUGGAUCUGGACACUGCAGACCCGAGGGAUGUCAUCUGCUAUAUGAAUGCCGGCGAGAAUGACUACGAUGGCCGACUCGGGGCGCGCAUCUCGGCCAUUUUCGUCAUCUUUGUCGUAUCCACAGCCGUCACCUUCUUCCCCAUGCUCGCGAAACGGAAUCCCCGCCUACAUAUCCCUCAUUACGUCUACCUGUUUGCUCGCUACUUUGGCGCCGGCGUCAUCGUCGCCACCGCGUUUAUCCACCUUCUCGACCCUGCCUACGACGAGAUCGGCCCCGCCAGCUGUGUCGGCAUGACCGGCCACUGGGCAGACUACUCCUGGUGCCCUGCCAUCGUGCUCGCCUCGGUAAUGGGCAUCUUCCUCCUGGACUUUGGCGCGGAGCGGUACGUCGAGAUCAAGUACGGAGUCUGCAGGGAGGACCCCGAGCAGUUCAUGACCAGCACCGCCAACAACGAGGAAGCCGUGUCCAGACAGGCCACCAGCACAGGCAAGAAAGCAGGCGACACGCUCGAGGCCCAGUCGAUCGACUCUGGCUAUAUCGAACGCUCGUUUCGACAGCAGAUCGCCGCUUUCUUGAUCCUCGAAUUCGGCAUUAUCUUCCACUCUGUCAUCAUCGGCCUGAACCUGGGCACAACCGGCGAGGAAUUCCCGACCCUCUACCCGGUCCUAGUCUUCCAUCAGUCAUUUGAGGGUCUCGGUAUUGGAGCCAGAAUGUCGGCCAUCCCCUUCCGCAAGGGCAGCUGGCUUCCUUGGGCCUUGUGUCUGCUCUACGGCCUGACAACCCCGAUCGCCAUCGCCAUCGGUCUUGGUGUCCGCACGACCUACAAUGCCGGGUCCUUUACUGCGAACGUUGUGUCGGGAAUCUUUGAUGCCAUUUCGGCAGGGGUCCUCAUCUAUACCGGUCUGGUUGAACUUCUUGCUCGUGACUUCUUGUUCGACCCGCACCGCACUCAGGAUAGCAAGCGUCUCACGUUCAUGGUCAUCUCCUUGCUCUGGGGUGCUGGAAUCAUGGCCCUCAUCGGAAAGUGGGCGUAA
Messenger RNA from Aspergillus nidulans FGSC A4, 1056 nucleotides. RefSeq names its product high-affinity Zn(2+) transporter ZRT1 (gene zrfA). Lineage: Eukaryota; Fungi; Ascomycota; Eurotiomycetes; Eurotiales; Aspergillaceae. The transcript has a single exon. Gene Ontology annotation, biological process: zinc ion transmembrane transport; metal ion transport; transmembrane transport. The coding region runs from base 1 to 1056 and encodes 351 amino acids. Gene Ontology annotation, cellular component: membrane. Gene Ontology annotation, molecular function: zinc ion transmembrane transporter activity; metal ion transmembrane transporter activity. The record is from RefSeq and is a predicted model, not a curated record.